Saxophila tyrrhenica is the source of this 1344-nucleotide messenger RNA. RefSeq lists its product as uncharacterized. The record is from RefSeq and is a predicted model, not a curated record. Gene Ontology annotation, molecular function: pyridoxal phosphate binding; transaminase activity. The transcript has a single exon. Lineage: Eukaryota; Fungi; Ascomycota; Dothideomycetes; Mycosphaerellales; Extremaceae. Bases 1 to 1344 code for a protein of 447 amino acids.
AUGCCCUCCGCCACAGCCGAGAAGACCUACGACAAUCUGGCCAACGCCUUCACCAGGAACAACCCAAAAAGCAAAACCAUCUACAAUGCGGCCACCAACUCUCUACCGGGAGGCAACACCCGCAGCGUCCUCUACUACCACCCCUUCCCCCUCUCCAUGUCCCGCGCCUCCGGCUCCCAACUCUUUUCCGUAGACGGACACGCCUACAUCGAUCUCCUAGGAGAAUACACAGCCGGACUCUACGGGCACUCUGAGCCGUUAAUCCUAGCUGCCAUCACUGAAGCCGCGAAACGCGGGUUAAAUUACGGGAGCCAGCAUGAAGACGAAGUCCGUCUCGCUGAACUGGUGAAACAGCGAUUCCCGAGUAUGGAUCUUAUGAGGUUUACGAAUUCGGGGACGGAAGCGACGUUAAUGGCGUUGGCGGCUGCGAAGGCUUUUACGGGGAGGAAGAAGAUUGUUGUGUUUGAUGGGGGGUAUCAUGGUGGUGCGUUUACGUUUAAGGAUGGGAAGAGUGCUGCGGUGAAUGCGCCGCAUGAGUGGUUGAUUGCUAGAUAUAAUGAUUUGACUUCUGUGCGUGCGCUUCUUGACAGCGAAGAGAAUGCUGGAAAGGUUGCUGCUAUACUCGUUGAGCCGAUGCUCGGGUCUGGAGGUGCCAUUCCGCCUACUGCCGGUUUUCUUGAAGGGCUGCGGGAGGCUGCGACGGCAGCUGGGGCGGUGUUGAUAUUCGACGAAGUGAUGACGAGUCGAAUGCAUUCUGGCGGUGGCAUACAGUCUCAAAUGCCAGCUGAUCUCUGUCCGGACAUGACGACUCUGGGAAAGUAUAUCGGCGGCGGAAUGUCGUUCGGUGCCUUUGGUGGCAAGCAAGCAAUCAUGGAACUGUUUGAUCCUCGCAAGCCGAAUGCUUUGCAACACGCGGGCACCUUCAACAACAACGUCCUAACAAUGUCCGCCGGCCGCGUCGGCCUCGAGCAAGUCUUCAUGCCCGAACGAGCAAGCCAACUCCACGCCAGAGGCGACAAGCUCCGCAAAGCUCUCCAAGACGCCAGUCGCGGCACGCUGAUGAAGAUAACCGGCUAUGGCUCCAUCAUGUGCUUCCACUUCACCGAGUCGACCGUCGAAGAUGUUCGCUCGCCCCAGGACUUGAAAGAUGACGAUAAGACGCUGAGCAGCAUCUUCCACCUCUUCAUGCUAGAGCGAGGAUAUUAUAUCGCGAGACGUGGGUUCCUGGCGCUCAGUCUUGCGUUAACUGAGGAGCAGCUUGAUGGUUUCGUCGAGGUCGUGCGGGAGUUCUUGCGUGUCCACGAGAACUUGGUGAAGUCGCAGAGCUCCAGAGCGAGGUUAUAG